Molecule: messenger RNA, 2704 nt
Organism: Humulus lupulus (European hop)
Lineage: Eukaryota; Viridiplantae; Streptophyta; Magnoliopsida; Rosales; Cannabaceae
Product: vacuolar protein sorting-associated protein 35A-like
Exons: 21
Coding region: 119-2503 (794 amino acids)
Biological process (GO): intracellular protein transport; retrograde transport, endosome to Golgi
Cellular component (GO): retromer, cargo-selective complex; retromer complex; late endosome
Source: RefSeq, a predicted model, not a curated record
UCGAUCGAUCGAUCGCUCCAUCCAAAAAACGAAGACUUAGGAGGACUGUUAGGCAGUUGAGGCCGAAACGGAGACGAGUCAAUCGAUACGCUACCAUCAUCACUCUUAGAGAGAGAAAAUGAUCACAGACGGAGCCGAAGACGAAGAGAAAUGGCUGUCCGCCGGGAUUGCUGGCCUCCAGCAGAACGCUUUCUACAUGCAUCGCGCUCUGGAUUCGAACAAUCUCCGUGAUGCCCUAAAAUAUUCUGCUCAGAUGCUCUCUGAGCUUCGAACUUCGAAGCUUUCUCCUCACAAGUACUACGCGCUCUAUAUGCGAGCAUUUGACGAGUUGAGGAAGUUGGAGAUGUUCUUUAAGGAGGAGGCUCGACGAGGUUGCUCUGUUAUUGAUCUGUAUGAACUUGUGCAGCACGCGGGUAACAUAUUGCCCAGAUUGUACCUCCUCUGUACAGUUGGAUCCGUUUAUAUCAGAUCUAAGGAAGCUCCUGCCAAGGAUGUUCUUAAAGAUCUGGUGGAAAUGUGCCGGGGAAUCCAGCAUCCUGUACGCGGGCUUUUCUUAAGGAGUUACCUCUCUCAAGUCAGCAGGGACAAAUUGCCUGAUAUAGGUUCUGAAUAUGAAGGUGAUGCAGACACCGUUGUGGAUGCUGUGGAGUUUGUACUUCAAAAUUUCACGGAGAUGAACAAACUUUGGGUGCGGAUGCAACAUCAGGGACCUGCCCGGGAAAAGGAGAAACGGGAGAAAGAGCGGAGCGAGCUACGUGAUCUUGUUGGGAAGAACUUGCAUGUCCUCAGUCAGAUAGAGGGAAUUGAUCUCGAGAUGUACAAAGAAUCUGUUCUUCCUAGAGUCCUUGAGCAGGUUGUCAAUUGUAAAGAUGAGAUUGCACAAUUCUAUCUGAUGGAUUGCAUAAUUCAAGUAUUCCCUGAUGAGUAUCACUUACAAACUCUUGAUGUAUUGUUGGGUGCUUGCCCCCAGCUUCAGCCAUCUGUUGAUAUCAAGACAGUGCUAUCCCAGUUGAUGGAAAGGCUUUCAAACUAUGCUGCUUCAAGUUCAGAAGUGUUGCCUGAGUUCUUGCAAGUAGAAGCUUUUUCCAAAUUGAGCAAUGCCAUUGGGAAGGUGAUAGAAGCUCAAGUUGAGAUGCCUACUGUUGGAGUUGUAACAUUGUAUUCGUCGCUUCUUAAAUUUACUCUUCAUGUACACCCUGAUAGACUUGAUUAUGCAGAUCAAGUAUUGGGAGCAUGUGUUAAAAAACUUUCUGGCAAAGGGAAGAUUGAAGACAACAGGGCAACAAAACAGAUUGUUGCACUUCUAAGUGCUCCACUUGAGAAAUAUAAUGAUAUUGUCACUACCUUGAAGCUUUCAAAUUAUCCCCAUGUGAUGGAAUAUCUUGAUAACGAAACAAAUAAAGUCAUGGCUACAGUUAUUAUUUCAAGCGUUAUGAAAAAUAAGACUCAUGUAUCAACUGCUGACAAGGUGGAAGCUUUGUUUGAACUAAUAAAAGGGCUUAUUAAGGACUUGGAAGGAAAUUCUGAUGAUGAGAUUGAUGAAGAUGAUUUCAAUGAGGAGCAAAAUUCUGUUGCUCGACUUAUUCAGAUGCUCACUAAUGAUGAUCCAGAAGAGAUGUUCAAGAUUAUAUGUACUGUGAGGGAGCACAUACUUACUGGAGGGCCGAAGCGUUUAGUUUUUACAGUUCCUCCCUUAUUUUUCUCUUCCCUAAAGUUGGUUAGGCAAUUGCAAGGCCAGGAGGAAAACCCUUUUGGAGAUGACACAGCAACUUCACCAAAGAAAAUAUUUCAGCUUUUAAAUCAGACCAUUGAGGCUCUAUCAAUCAUUCCAGCACCAGAACUGGCUUUAAGGUUGUACUUGCAAUGUGCUGAGGCUGCAAAUGACUGUGAGCUAGAACCUGUUGCGUAUGAAUUUUUCACCCAAGCGUAUAUUUUGUACGAAGAGGAAAUCUCGGAUUCAAAAGCACAAAUAACCGCAUUACAUUUAAUAAUCGGGACCCUUCAAAGGAUGCACGUCUUUGGUGUUGAGAACAGGGAUACUUUAACACACAAGGCUACAGGGUAUUCUGCAAAGCUUUUAAAGAAGCCCGAUCAGUGCAGAGCUGUUUAUUCUUGUGCACAUCUCUUUUGGGUUGAUGAUCAGGAAAACAUGAAGGAUGGGGAGAGGGUUUUAAUAUGCCUGAAACGGGCUCUGAGGAUUGCAAAUGCUGCUCAGCAAAUGUCAAGUGCAGCCCGCGGUAGCGCUGGUUCAGUAACACUUUUUGUUGAGAUAUUGAACAAGUAUCUCUAUUUCUUCGAAAAGGGAAACCCGCAGAUAACUGUUGCUUCGAUCCAAAGCCUGAUGGAGUUGAUUACGACUGAAAUGCAGAGCGACUCUAGCACGCCAGAUGAGGCUACCGAUGCGUUCUUCACAAGCACAUUGCGGUACAUUGAGUUUCAGAAACAGAAAGGCGGUGCCAUGGGAGAUAAAUACGAGCCAAUUAAAGCUUCUUCAAUUGCUUGAUGACAUGUUCAGUUUCUUUUCCUGUUUUGAAGUUCAAGAUGGAUCUUUUUCUUUUCUUUUCUUUUCUUUCUAUCGACUGUUUCUACGUGAAACCAAUUUUAGAUCUUUUAUAGGAAGUUUAUAUGUGUAUGCAUUGCGGUUAUUUGCCACAUCCAUUGUGUGACAUUUUAGCGUGUCUUAAAUUAUCAGUUUAUUUUCGUA